AUGAAAAUUACGAAAAUAAAAAUAGAAAGAACUUCGGUAAUGUUAUCUGUCAUAUACAUGCAUGGGUGCUUAACUAUUCUAGAGGCGCUGAAUAGUGUCAUUUGUACAUCAAAUGAAAAUUCUUCUGGGUUUGAUUUAGAUGUGGCCCCAAAUAGAAACAGCACGAAAGAAUCAGAUUUGAAUAAGUAUUUAAUAUUCGAAGAGCAAUUAAAUAAUCUAACAGCAGCGGAAAAAAUUGAAAUAUUAAGUUUUAAAAAAAUUAAUCGACAGAGCACAAGUGCAUACUCCAAUGCUACAUCAUAUGCAGAAUCUCAAUUAAGUAAGAAUAAAGCCACUAGCAAUAGUAUAACCGAACAUCAAGAGUUUCAUAAUACUAAUACUCGUAGUAUAAAAAGCAUUCUAGCGGCUCCCUAUAAUAGUAGAAAAAGAAAAAUUGUCAAGCCUAUAAAAAAUAUACAUCAAAGAAAGUUGGCUAGUACGCCUUCUAAAAUACAUGUGUUUAGAGACUCUGAUGAGUAUAAGAAGUUCUUAGAAGAACUGCACACUUAUAAACUGUCAGUGAAAAAUCAUAACAAAGACAUGCAGUGUAUUGUUCCAUCAUUUUUUGACCAGGAUAUAGAUAUUAUUUUCACUAAAAAGGAAAUUUCAGAUUUGGCAAAUCAUAUAAUCAUUAAAGCUAAAAAGAAUAAAAAUUUAUGGGCAUGCCUGCCUACUAUUAAAGAAAAAAAUAUAAAAACAAAGCUAGCUGUGAUUAAAGAACUAUCACGCAAUUUAUAUAAAAUGAAUUCUAUAUUUAAAGGUUAUAAGAUCUCCUACUACUAUAAUAUGUUUCGGAAUUUAAAUAAUUAUUUGAUUAAGAAUUGUAGUUCUUAUUAUAAUACACCUAUAAGGUAUUCCGAAAACAACAAAAUAGUGAAAUUUAAAAACUAUAAAAUUUCCCUUGGUGACAUAUACAGUAAAAGAGACAUAAAUCUUUUGUGGCAUAUAGAAAGUAUGCUUUUAUCUAGUACAAAUCAGAAGACCCAGCGGUUUAUUCGUAAUAUAAACAAAAAUUUAGAUGACCUACAGCUAAAAAGACAGCUGCUGUUGAUUUUAUGCAUUCCUGAGAUAUAUGAAGAUCUAUUUUAUAUGAAAUAUGAAGAGAUUAGUCGAGUAAAAAAUAGAAUUCUUUAUACGAAUCUCAAUGAAGCAGAUAUAUAUCAGUCUAGCCUUUUUUGUAUUAUAGAAUACUUACACGGAAUUAUUCAUAAAAAUGCAGAAAUAAUGGAUGCAUCCUUUAAAAAAAUACAAAUUAUUAUAAAAAAUCUAUAUUUAUCGCCCAUACAUAGUGAAAUUAAUAUAUAUAGGAUUGUGUACAAAACAUUUGCUGAUUUCUAUAAAUAUUCUUUAUAUUUAUAUGAAAUAGACACUGAUUAUCAUAUAAAUAAUAAUCUGGAGAGUGCCAGUCUAAGAUAUCAUGCCAUGAGAAAGUACUUAAAAAUGCCACAAAACAAUGUAACUCUAUACCAAGGAAAAAAUGUUGUUAUAAUACCAAAUUACAAAAGAUGCAUGUUGACAUUUGACUAUAUUGAUAAAUCUUCGAAUAAAAGAAUAUUAGAUAGAAUAGAAAACAAAAAAAUAACAUAUAGUUAUAUGGGAAAAGAAAGUAUAGAACUAUCUUAUUGCCAUCACUACCAUGUGCAAGUUGUAGACAAUAGUACGCAUCGUGUGCAUAUUAUGCAUAUUCCUUUCUUUGUUUCUAAUGACGCUGGGACUAUUAAGUACAACUAUAUACACACACUUGAA
Nematocida parisii ERTm1 is the source of this 1785-nucleotide messenger RNA. RefSeq lists its product as uncharacterized. NCBI's taxonomy places the organism in Eukaryota, Fungi, Microsporidia. The annotation marks the transcript as partial. The transcript has a single exon. The record is from RefSeq and is a predicted model, not a curated record.